Molecule: messenger RNA, 873 nt
Organism: Rodentolepis nana
Lineage: Eukaryota; Metazoa; Platyhelminthes; Cestoda; Cyclophyllidea; Hymenolepididae
Source: the annotation of a GenBank genome assembly
AUGCCGGCUCCGAGUAUUAGGCAAAUGCCACCGCCAAUUACUCAUCUACCAAACAUUCCAGACUGGCUCUCUUUAUAUUCUUCGCUUACAAGCACGAGGGAUUUUAAUGAAAUCAAACAAAAUUCUUGUACAGUAACAAAAACAGUGAUUAGUCCUGUCCCUUCUCCGUUAUCGAUAAUGUUCAAGAAUAGACCUCAUAAACCAAAUUUAAUCAAAGAUAAGCAAAAUGGAAACAAAGAAACUUCAAAUUUAACUAGUUCAAACAAAAAUAACGGAUAUGUGCACAAAGUGGACAACUUCAGUUUGGAUAGGUCAACCGCACCUUUACUUUUGGCUGCUCACGAUAAAUACUAUGACCUCAGCACAUUUUCUUCCGAUGACUUCUCCUUUACAACAAAUGCCAAUGAUGUUACUAGCAUUACUUCAUCAGACUGGGGCGAUGAAGCCUGUGAAAUCGAUAGGCAAAAGUCUCAUCAUUUAAAACAGCUAUUUAACGCAAUUGACCAAUUGCUCUUUGAGCCUGGGUGCUUGACAAAUUUCAGCUCUAAUACAGGAUCAGAUAAUCAAAAUUCUCCUGUGAACCCAACGAAUAGCGGCCUUAUGUUAGUGAGAAAUCUCCUGCCCGAAUGCGAAGAAUGGGCCUCAAAGUUUCCCCAUUUUCGAAUCCGUGGAUUGCAGAUCCAUCCACCCCAACCACCCCAACUCUCAACAAAGCAGCAGAAGGCGCUUUAUCCGCAUUAUAUGCAGAACAGAUCAUUAGGACAUCAACCUGAUGCUUUUAAACGAUUUAGCAAAUCACCCGAUGCAAAAACUCCGCAACCGACCCAGGCAGAUCUAACAGUUGGGCAACAAUUUACGUAUGGGUUUAAGUAG